GAUACCCAAAAAAUAAAAAAGUUUCCAUGGUUGCAAGAAAUCCUGGAAGCUGAUCGGAAAUUUUGUACCUUUUUUUAAUAAGCUUUUAUAUUUUAAUCCAAUUUUAUUUAAUUUUAUCCGUUAAACCCCUCAAGUUUCUCUGCCGGAAAACGAAAGGAAGUCUCCCGAAAGCGGAACGGGAGAGAGGGAGAUUUAUUUCCGGCCGUCGAUCUUCUGUCCGGCGGUGCCUUCCACCGUCCGAUUCUCGAUCUCAGAUGAUCUUCGGGUGUCUUGCAUAAAGGAUUGAGUCAUCUGUGCCUCGAAUCUCGGUGACCCCUUGUAGGGUUUGCUUAUGGGAGAGUUCUUGGUUUCGCCGGUAUCAAGCCAUAUGAGAAUGGCGGUCGCCUCUGCAAUGUAGCGGCCACUCCAAGCUUCAAAUCUCGUCUUUUUCCAGAUGUUCCUCUCGGAUGUUCUGCUGAUGGAUAUGGACCAGUCUCAACUCUGAUGGUUAUGAUUGUCUGCGACAAGAACUUCUCUCUCCCACUUCCAGCGGCGCUUUCUUUUGGCGUGUGCUCGAGAGAGAAGCUGACAAUUUCCUCGCUGUUUUAUGGCAGCAAAAGAUUCCUGUUCUCCUCUUCGUUGCAUGUCUCCUGAGGUAGAAAGUUCCGUUCACACACAAAUGGUAACUGCAGGCAUCGAAGGAGCCAUUAGUGGUGAGUACUGCACAAACAGGAGAAUGGAAAGGACAUUUUCCGGGACAAGACGUGUGUUUGUUCAGACCGAUACUGGUUGUGUUCUGGGGAUAGAGUUUGACAGGAGGGAUAAUGCUCAUACCGUCAAGAGGAGGGUACAGCUGGCACUGAACAUUCCAACCGAAGAGAAAUCCCUCACUUGCGGGGACGUGGUGCUUAAGAACGAUCUCAGCACUGUCAGACACGAUUCUCCUCUUCUCCUCACUCGUAAUCUGAUGCACAGAAGCUCAUCUAGCCCUUGUCUCUCACCCACUAGUAAAGAUCUCCAGCAGAGAGACUUUAGCUGUCCGAUCGAGAUAUUAGGAUACUCGAACUGCUUUUCUAAGACGAAGCGCCUUGCCAAAGAGAUAGAAAAAGCGAUGGAGCUGGGGAUCGAUCCUGUUCCUGUCUGUAGCGGGCUUGGUGGUGCAUACUACUUCAGGGACAGAAGAGGUGAAAACUGUGCCAUUGUAAAACCAACGGACGAGGAGCCAUAUGCUCCAAAUAACCCAAAAGGGUUUGUCGGGAAAUCGCUCGGGCAGCCUGGCCUUAAACGUUCAGUUCGUGUGGGAGAGACCGGAUUCAGAGAAGUGGCAGCUUACCUUCUGGAUCAUGACCAUUUUGCUAAUGUGCCACCAACAGCACUUGUAAAAGUCACCCACAGAAUCUUCAACCUCAAUGAAGGAGUGAACAUAAACAAGCACCAGAUGAGAGACAGGGUCGGCAAGAUUGCUUCGCUGCAGCAGUAUAUCCCGCACGAUUUCGACGCCAGUGACUACGGGACUUCUGGGUUCCCUGUGUCUGCGGUGCACAAGAUCGGGAUUUUAGACAUUCGGAUCUUGAACACGGAUAGACAUGCAGGAAACCUUCUGGUAAGGCAACUUGAAGAUGUUGCAGGGUUUAGUCAAGUUGAGCUCGUUCCCAUAGAUCACGGCCUUUGCUUACCGGAAAACUUGGAAGACCCGUACUUUGAGUGGAUCCACUGGCCACAAUCAUCUAUUCCGUUUUCCGAGGAAGAGCUCGAGUACAUAGCUAACCUCGACCCGUUUCGAGACUCUGACAUGCUCAGAAUGGAGCUCCCUAUGAUCAGGGAAGCAUGCCUCAGAGUCUUGGUACUUUGCACGACGUUUCUCAAGAAAGCAGCAGUCUUUGGCCUCUGUCUUGCGGAGAUCGGCGAGAUGAUGAGCAGAGAGUUCCGUGGGGAUGAAGAAGAGCCGAGCGAGCUCGAGUUAUUGUGCAUGGAAGCAAGAACACUUUUGAGGGACACACUUCCCAAUCGGGACCAAUCUGACUCCGAUUGUGAAGAACAGAAGUCAAAAGCUUCUGCUUCAUCAAACACGCUGUUUGAGCUGGAUGAACUCGAGGAACUGGACAAGGGCAAAUCCGAAAAGUCGGGCAUAUCUCGAAUUCCAACCUGUCCGAGGCUUCCCACGUCGAUGAAAGAGAACAAGGAUAGAGGGAAGAGUGGGUUUACCUGUCAUGGAAUCCCCAGAAAAGGCCAAUCUGCAGGAAGAUCAUUGAGACAGCAGUCGCUGAACAAGGAGUCACUCGGGAGCAGUAGCUUCGUGAAGCUUUCCGAUAUGAGUGAAGAGGAGUGGCUGCAGUACUUGGAGAUCUUCCAGAAGAUGCUAAACCCAGCUUUCACCAGACGUAAUUCAUCGCGUUCGGACCAGAAGCUGAGACACAGGCUCGGGACAUCGUGCCGCUUCUGAGGAGCAGCCGGUUGGAUAUGAUUUUAACCUGCCUAACCUGUUGAAAGAUCACCAACUUUGAUGUGGUUUGGUUUGUUCUUGAUUCAUCUUUUUUGUUGUGUUUUGUCCUAAAACGAUAUUUAGACUGCCAUAUAUGUUUAUGUUAUUGCAAAUAAACAGAGAUUUCAAGUGGUUUAUGUACAAGAAUUCUAUGUC
Tarenaya hassleriana is the source of this 2617-nucleotide messenger RNA. RefSeq names its product phosphatidylinositol 4-kinase gamma 5-like. The record is from RefSeq and is a predicted model, not a curated record. The transcript is spliced from 3 exons. Bases 587 to 2422 code for a protein of 611 amino acids. Lineage: Eukaryota; Viridiplantae; Streptophyta; Magnoliopsida; Brassicales; Cleomaceae.